AUGCCGUCAUCAUGUACCACUACCCCAUGCGAACAAGAAGUCUUUGAAUCCGCUUGGCGUGGAAAUACGGAGGAAUUGAAGCAAUUGCUCCAAGCUGGAGGCAACGCCAAUGCCAGGGGAGAAACCUCAUGGCGGGGUUCUGAAAAAUACACGGCGCUCCAAAUCGCAUGCAAUCAAGGACACUGCCAAUGCGUCCAAGCCUUGCUAGAGUGUGGAGCUCAAGUCGAUACGCCCGAGGAUGGAGCUGGGUGGACCCCCCUUGUCGGUUUGGCAGAACCGACAUGGUCCGGAUACUUCUCAAAGCAGGAGCCGAUGCAAACGCAAUAG
This is a messenger RNA of Seminavis robusta, 327 nucleotides long. The record is from the annotation of a GenBank genome assembly. NCBI's taxonomy places the organism in Eukaryota, Bacillariophyta, Bacillariophyceae, Naviculales, Naviculaceae.